CCGCCCCGCGCCCCUCCCCUGUGUGCGGGGCGGAGCUGCUGUGUCGCCGGAGCUGGCAGAGUGGCCUGUGCAGCAGGUGCCCCGCAGGGCCCGGUGGCUCAGCCUCCCGGUCACCUGAGCUGGGCUCUCUGGGCGCCCCUGUGGGCUGUGUGCACAGGCUUGUAGCUGAGCCUUGGCUGCUGUGGGCGUCCUGGGAGGAUUGACCGCCAGGCCCGCUGGCUGCGAGGACCGGCUGUGGCCACAGCGGGAGGCUGCUGUGCAGGAGGCACCCCGUGGAGCAGGCCUUGCUCCGGUCGGGCUUUGGGCUCCCUGAGUCUCCCCUGAGUGUGGGGCUCACGGUGUGUGGAGUUGUCACCUGCUGUGGUCGGAAUCUGUGCCCUGGGCGCAAGCCAAGGCGCCAUCGCAGGGACUCAGCCAUGGAGGGCAAGCCCUUGGUGACGUCCAAACAGAAGACGGAAGUGGUGUGUGGGGUCCCCACCCAGGUGGUCUGCACGGCCUUCAGCACCCACAUCCUGGUGGUGGUGACCCAGUUCGGGAAGAUGGGGACCCUGGUCGCCCUGGAGCCCAGCGCUGUGACCAGUGACAUCAGCAAGCCCGCGCUCACUACCAAAGUUCUUCUCGGGCAGGACGAGCCUCUCAUCCACGUCUUCGCAAAGAACCUGGUGACCUUUGUGUCUCAAGAAGCCGGAAACAGAGCCGUCCUCCUGGCCAUGGCCAUGAAGGACCGGAGCGUGGAGGGGCUGCGGGCCUUGAAGGAGGUGAUCCAGACCUGCCAGGUGUGGUGACCUGGACUUGCAGCCACACCUGCGGCUCCACAGAGCCGGGGGGAAGGCAGGGACUCGCUGGGAGCCCCCCCUGCGCCCUGGAAGCCGAGGAGAGGAGAGGAGCGUGUCUCCCGCAGACUCCUGUUGGCCUCUGACCCCGACCUUGGACGGAGGGAGUGCGGGAGUGCGUGUGGGAGAGUCGGGAUGGUCUCACCAGGGCCCAGUGGGUUUGAGAAUUGAAGAGUCCUGGCCCUCAAUGUGUGGUACCGGCAAGUGGAGGGAAUUGCUUUUGUAUUAAAAACAAGUGCAGAAUCCAA
Myotis brandtii (Brandt's bat) is the source of this 1081-nucleotide messenger RNA. RefSeq names its product proteasome (prosome, macropain) assembly chaperone 3 (gene PSMG3). NCBI's taxonomy places the organism in Eukaryota, Metazoa, Chordata, Mammalia, Chiroptera, Vespertilionidae. The coding region runs from base 417 to 785 and encodes 122 amino acids. Gene Ontology annotation, biological process: proteasome assembly. The record is from RefSeq and is a predicted model, not a curated record. The transcript is spliced from 3 exons.